AUGUGGCUCUUGGUGCUGUGUCUGGUGGGGCUGGUGGGGGCUCAGAGGGGAGGAGGGGGUCCAAUAGGAGGGGUCCCAGGGGGUCCUGGGGCUGGGGAGGAGCGAUUCCCUGUGGUUGGCACCGCGUAUGGGCGCGUGCGGGGAGUUCGAAGAGAACUCAAUAACGAGAUCCUGGGCCCGGUGAUGCAGUUCCUGGGGGUCCCCUACGCCACACCCCCUCUGGGGGCCCGACGCUUCCAGCCCCCUGAGGCACCAGCCUCGUGGCCUGGGGUGAGGAACGCUACCGCCCUCCCGCCUGCCUGCCCCCAGAACCUCCACGGCGCCCUCCCAGCCAUCAUGCUCCCGGUCUGGUUCACGGACAACCUGGAGGCUGCCGCUGGCUACGUGCAGAACCAGAGUGAGGACUGUCUGUACCUCAACCUCUACGUGCCCACUGAGGAUGGUCCGAUCACAAAAAAACGUGACGAGUCGACGCUCAAUCCGCCCCCGCCAGACACAGACAUCCGGGACUCGGGGAAGAAGCCGGUGAUGCUGUUCCUCCACGGGGGCUCCUACAUGGAGGGAACGGGGAACAUGUUUGACGGCUCCGUCCUGGCCGCUUAUGGCAACGUGAUUGUGGUCACGCUCAACUAUCGGCUCGGUGUGCUCGGGUUCCUCAGCACAGGGGACCAGGCUGCCAAGGGUAACUAUGGGCUCCUCGACCAGAUCCAAGCACUGCGCUGGCUCAGCGAAAACGUGGGGCACUUUGGAGGUGACCCAGAGCGAAUUACCAUCUUUGGCUCUGGAGCUGGGGCCUCAUGUGUUAACCUGCUUAUUCUCUCUCAUCACUCCGAAGGACUGUUCCAGAAAGCCAUUGCCCAGAGUGGUACAGCCAUCUCCAGCUGGUCUGUAAACUACCAGCCACUCAAGUACACACAACUGUUGGCAGCCAAGGUGGGCUGUAAUCAGGAAGAAAAUGCUGAGGUCGUGGAAUGUCUCCGAAGAAAACCCUCUCGAGAGCUUAUUGAUCAGGAUGUGCAGCCAGCUCGCUACCACAUUGCCUUUGGUCCAGUAGUAGAUGGAGAUGUGGUCCCAGAUGACCCAGAGAUCCUGAUGCAACAGGGUGAAUUUCUCAACUAUGACAUGCUCAUUGGUGUCAACCAGGGGGAGGGCUUGAAGUUCGUGGAGGAUUCAGCAGAGAGUGAGGAUGGGGUAUCAGCUAGCGCCUUUGACUUCACCGUUUCCAACUUUGUGGACAACCUUUAUGGCUAUCCUGAAGGCAAGGAUGUCCUGAGAGAAACCAUCAAGUUCAUGUACACAGACUGGGCUGAUCGAGACAAUGGUGAAAUGAGGCGGAAGACACUCCUGGCUCUCUUCACUGAUCACCAGUGGGUGGCCCCAGCCGUGGCUACUGCAAAGCUUCAUGCUGAUUACCAAUCACCUGUCUACUUCUAUACUUUCUACCAUCAUUGCCAGGCAGAGGGCAGGCCUGAGUGGGCUGAUGCAGCUCAUGGUGAUGAGCUGCCCUACGUGUUUGGGGUACCCAUGGUGGGUGCCACGGAUCUCUUUCCCUGCAACUUCUCCAAGAAUGAUGUUAUGCUCAGCGCUGUUGUCAUGACCUACUGGACCAACUUCGCCAAGACUGGUGAUCCCAACCAGCCAGUUCCCCAGGACACCAAGUUCAUCCACACCAAGCCCAACCGAUUUGAGGAGGUCGUGUGGAGCAAGUUCAACAGUAAAGAGAAGCAGUACCUGCACAUAGGCCUCAAACCCCGAGUCCGGGACAACUACCGUGCCAACAAGGUGGCCUUCUGGCUAGAGCUGGUGCCCCACCUUCACAAUCUGCACACUGAACUCAUCACAUCUACUACCACCCGCCUGCCACCCUACGCUACCCGAUGGCCCCCUCGUCCACCCCCCGGAGCCACUGGCACCCGCCGACCCCCACCACCAGCCACCACUCCACCUGAGCUUGAACCAGACCCAGGACCUCGGGCCUAUGACCGAUUCCCAGGGGAUUCAAGGGACUACUCUACAGAGCUGAGUGUCACUGUGGCUGUUGGUGCCUCCCUCCUCUUCCUCAAUAUCCUAGCCUUUGCUGCCCUUUACUACAAGCGGGACCGACGACAGGAGCUACGGUGCCGGCGGCUCAGCCCACCUGGGGGCACAGGCUCAGGAGGGCUUGGUGGGGGCCCCCUGCUCCCCACAGCUGGCCGGGAGCUGCCUGAGGAGGAAUUGGUGUCACUGCAGCUCAAGCGAGGGGGAGGUGUAGGGGGAGACCCGGGAGAAACCCUCCGCCCAUCCUGUCCACCCGAUUAUACCCUUGCCCUUCGUCGGGCACCGGACGACAUGCCUCUCCUUGCCCCUGGUGCCCUGACCCUGCUGCCAAGUGGUUUGGGUCCACCCCCUCCCCCUCCACCCCCUACCCUCCACCCUUUUGGGCCCUUCCCUCUGCCUCCCCCAACCACUGCCAGCCACAACAACACGCUACCCCAUCCCCAUUCUACUACCCGGGUAUAGGGGGUGGCAUUGGGGAGGGAGUGCACCCCAUUUAGCUCUCCCCAAACCAAACAGGGAGACUCAACAAUGAUCAUGGAGUCUAGGAGUUGGGGUGAGAAGAAUUGGGGGUGCUCAGAUGCCCACCCAAGCAUGUCAAGGCACCUUAUUAAGGUGGACACAAGUUUCCACAUCAAGAUGUGCGCACUCUGCUCAUGGAGAUACGUUUUCUUAUUCGGACAUCAGCCUUUAGACUUGUUGUGGGAUGACUUUUCCUACUGGGACACAGGUCUUAUGGUAUGUGGAAGUGUGUUUUCACAUUUAAGGCCUGCUUUUUCACAUGGAGGUAUAUUUUCCUAUAAUGGGGCAUGUUUUCCCAUGUUCAGAAUGUGGAUUUUUUUGGGCCACUCUGGACACAUUUUGGCUCCCUCAAGGAAAUUCCUUCCAGGGACUGGACCCCAGAAUCCUGACCUCUCAUCCUCUUAAAGGAGACCUUGGCAGUGGGCAUUUUUAUACUUGUCAAUGUGAGGUUGGAAUGCCUGCCAACCCAAGGGGCUGACACCUAGGAAAGAUGGAUGAGGUGAUCACAGGGACACCCAGUGAAUCAUGUUUUUCCUAAUGGCAUCUGUCUGAUGAAGCAUGUUCUCCUGUAUAGGCAUGAGUCUUCCACCACAGAUAGGCACAGACUUACCAUUGGGUGGGAGGGAGAGGAGUGGAUCUAAGUGGACCCAUGCUGCUUGUGAGCGUCAGACAUGCGGUUUCCCAUAUGGACAUGUCAUAUGGGGAAAGUACGUUUCCUGUGUGGACAUGUUACUGCAUGUGGAUGUGUGUUUUUCCAUCUGGAUGCCCCUGUCUGCCCAGGAGUCCCCUAAUCCUGAACCCCCAUCUCCAGAACACUGGCUCCAGGCCCAAAUUCCUUCCUGGACAUUGGAUAAGAAGAAAUUGAAGGCCAAGAGAAGCCAUGGGGAGUUAGCUGCAGACAACAUAA
Gracilinanus agilis (Agile Gracile Mouse Opossum) is the source of this 3463-nucleotide messenger RNA. It is a transcript of the gene NLGN2, whose product is annotated as neuroligin 2. Gene Ontology annotation, molecular function: signaling receptor activity; neurexin family protein binding. The transcript has 7 exons. Gene Ontology annotation, biological process: postsynaptic membrane assembly; chemical synaptic transmission; presynaptic membrane assembly. The record is from RefSeq and is a predicted model, not a curated record. Bases 1 to 2499 code for a protein of 832 amino acids. Lineage: Eukaryota; Metazoa; Chordata; Mammalia; Didelphimorphia; Didelphidae. Gene Ontology annotation, cellular component: cell surface; synapse; postsynaptic specialization membrane.